This is a messenger RNA of Panicum hallii, 2927 nucleotides long. RefSeq names its product type I inositol polyphosphate 5-phosphatase 4-like. NCBI's taxonomy places the organism in Eukaryota, Viridiplantae, Streptophyta, Magnoliopsida, Poales, Poaceae. The record is from RefSeq and is a predicted model, not a curated record. Gene Ontology annotation, molecular function: phosphatidylinositol-3,4,5-trisphosphate 5-phosphatase activity; inositol-polyphosphate 5-phosphatase activity; phosphatidylinositol-4,5-bisphosphate 5-phosphatase activity. The coding region runs from base 574 to 2262 and encodes 562 amino acids. Gene Ontology annotation, biological process: phosphatidylinositol dephosphorylation. The transcript has 13 exons.
UUCGCAAUUCGCACUGCACGCACCACCAUACGCCGCUCUGCUGAGCUCUCUACCUCUACUCCUAGUCCUGUUCCUGCUGCCCGUGCCGCUAGCCUUCUUAACCCCUAGAGCCGUAGCGCGCGAGGGAGGGGAGGCCUACGGAGACGAGGACGAGAGCUUUCGGGGUUUCAGGAGCGAAGCGGUGGCGACUUGCCAUACCGCUACGGCGCUAGGCUGCUGCUGCGGAGCGGGGGCAGGCAUUCGUUGCUCCCCAUUGCGAGGAGAGGAAGGUUUGGUGGGGGUGUUUUUUUUUUUUCUGCGCCAAGUGAAGCUGGAUUCUUGAUCCCCGGCGCGGUUGGGGCUCUUGCGGCAAGCUCAAGCAUUUGGCGCCUACAUUCGGCAGUCGGUCGAUUCGGCCCGGGAUUUGCGGCUUCCCGGAUCAGAAUCCUGCCUUGAGCUGAAUUUGUGCGGGAUUUGAGGAUUCUUUCCGCUGAGGGCGCGCCCUGCCUUGUUUUGGGGCAGAUAGGAGACUCCCAAGAGGGGUAGAGAGGGGUGCGGAUUUUUCCAUUGCUGUGGACGGGGAGGUAUGAGACAAUGAGGGAAGAGAGCAACAAGAAGGGAAAGCUCUCCUGGUCGAAAUCCCUUGUGAGGAAGUGGUUCAACGUCAAGUCUAAGGCGCAGGAUUUCCACGCGGAUUACGAUGCGAGCCAAGGAAGGGAGGGGCAUGGUGAUGAAAGGAGGACCAGCUGCUCAGAGAGGGAGGCAGGCACAGCCAAGAAAAGCAGAACUGAUGGGUUGUCAAAGCGGAGUAUCGACCGAAUCCGCGGAGGAAGGAAUGAUGUCGAUGCGGCACACCUGACAGAAGUUCAGAAUUACAGAGUCUUUGCCUCCACAUGGAAUGUAGGUGGUAAAUCGCCACCAAGGGGCUUAAAUCUUGAUGACUGGCUCCAUUCUUCACCUGCAGCUGAUAUCUACGUGUUAGGAUUUCAAGAAAUUGUUCCCUUGAAUGCUGGAAAUGUUCUUGGCACUGAAGAUAAUCUCCCAGCAAAAAAGUGGGUAUCCCUUGUUAGGAGGACAUUGAAUAAGAAUCCUGGGUCGUGCUGUUAUGGUGGCUAUCGAACGCCAUCUCCUGUCCCUGAUCCAGUUGUGGAACUGGAUGCCGAUUUUGAGGGAUCGUCGAGAAGGCAGGAUAGUCUUUCAUUUUUGCAUCGUCGAUCAUUCAACCUUAGCCGGAGUUUAAGAGUUGAAGGGAACCAUAUGUUAUCACACCCUAGGUUGGAUCGUAGGUUCAGUGUGUGUGAUCCAGUUAGCUUGGGAGGCAGGCCAAGUGACUUUGAUGGAAAUUUGCCAUUCAUGGGAUCACCAGAUGAUCAUUGUAUUGAGGAGGAUACAAGCAAUGGAACAUAUCUUUCACCCUUGCCAAAUGGCUAUGGCGCCUCAGCGCCUAUGGAAGAAAAUAAUGAUCAGCCAAAUACAUCUAGGUAUUGUUUGGUUGCCAGCAAGCAGAUGGUUGGUAUAUUUCUUACCAUUUGGGUACGCAGCGAAAUAAGAAAUGAUGUGAGAAACCUGAAAGUUUCUUGUGUGGGUAGAGGACUAAUGGGUUAUCUGGGAAAUAAGGGGUCUAUAUCGAUAAGCAUGUCUUUGCACCACACAACUUUUUGUUUUAUCUGUUGUCACUUGACCUCUGGGGAAAAGGAGGGAGAUGAACUGCGAAGGAAUUCUGAUGUUAUGGAAAUUCUAAGGAAGACUAGAUUUCCUCAGGUCCGCAGUGCUGGUUAUGUUAAGUCACCAGAAACAAUUCUUGAGCAUGAUCGUAUCAUUUGGCUUGGGGAUUUGAAUUACCGGAUCGCUCUUUCAUACUGCUCAGCUAAAGCUCUUGUUGAAAUGCAUAAUUGGAAGCAACUAUUGGAGAAAGAUCAGCUUCGAAUAGAACGGAGAUGUGGGCGUGUUUUCCAGGGAUGGAAAGAAGGCAGGAUCUAUUUUCCUCCAACAUAUAAGUACUCAUUCAACUCAGAUCUUUAUUCUGGUGUGCGUCCCAAAGAAAAGCGGAGAACACCAGCUUGGUGUGACCGCAUUUUGUGGUAUGGUAAUGGCCUCAUGCAGUUGUCCUAUGUACGCGGAGAAUCCCGCUUCUCUGAUCACAGGCCCGUGUACAGUAUUUUCAUGGCUGAGGUUGAAAUUGUCCGUCCUAGAAGAAGGAAUAUGGGCUAUUUCAGCUCUAGAAUUGAGGUGGAAGAGCUUUUGCCAUAUGCUUACAACUCUGGAGAAAUGAAGUUCUACUAAUUUGGCUCACAUUGCCAUAUGGUUGGAACUUGUUUUGUACUUUAACUUAGGUUACUGGGUCCCUGAUGUAACUGGGGUCAAAGAUUGGUUGGAUGAUCAGGUGUAAACUUGACUUUUUUAUAAAAAAAAAAUCUGGUUUUCAUUGCUAGCUUUCAGCCAGAUGCUUGAGGCGCAUUGCAACAAAACUAACAUAAAGGAUAGUUGGGCAAUUUUGCAACUAACCAUUUGCCUGUGAACAGCCAUGCUCAAACAAGGAUCAGCCCACAUGUGUACAUAACUACACAGCUCAAGAAACCUUUGUCCUCCAUUUUGAUUUUUCUCUCUUUCUAGGGAUGUUACUAAAUGUAAAUCAUUUUUCUUCUCCUUUUGCCUUUGGGAAACCUGUCAGUAUGAGGUUUUGGGGUGCAUGAGUAUGAGCAUGAGAUGUAAAAUCAUUGCAAAUCGGCAAAAGGUGAAAUGAUGCUUGAAUUGAACUGAUCCUGGAUCAUGAUCUCCGGUGCCGAGGGAACAGUGAUCGAUUGAUGUGACUUGAGAGGUUUGCAAAGGUGUAAUCAUGUGCAUAACUUUUACCCCUGUGGUGCAGUACCUGAGAAGCAAAAUGAUGCCUGCAUUUGCUGUGCUCAUUGCUGUGGCAGAAAAAAAAUGUUGGGUUAAAAUUUUACUAA